This is a messenger RNA of Drosophila ficusphila, 1817 nucleotides long. Its product is annotated as prolyl 3-hydroxylase sudestada1. Gene Ontology annotation, biological process: attachment of GPI anchor to protein; regulation of translational termination; peptidyl-proline hydroxylation. Gene Ontology annotation, molecular function: peptidyl-proline dioxygenase activity; L-ascorbic acid binding; iron ion binding. Gene Ontology annotation, cellular component: cytoplasm; GPI-anchor transamidase complex. Lineage: Eukaryota; Metazoa; Arthropoda; Insecta; Diptera; Drosophilidae. The transcript has 2 exons. The record is from RefSeq and is a predicted model, not a curated record. The coding region runs from base 103 to 1713 and encodes 536 amino acids.
CAACCGAUACUUUCCGCCGCCCAUCUCUAACUGCACAAGCCAAAUCUUUUAUUUUCCCUGGCUGAGUUUCACGUUUUUCCCGAAAAUUUGACCCACAGAACAAUGGAAACCACGAGCUCCAGUCCAAUAAAGCCCAGACGAAAAGACAAGGACGAAGAUGGCUGCACGGAGGAGGAUAAUUCCAAGGACCAAGGAGGCGAGCCGCAACGAAAGAUCCUGCGGUUGGCAGACGCUCCCGAGGCGAAGGAAGUGUUUCUGAACGAAACCUACCAGCAGCCGGAAGUUACGCAGUGGCUGCAGAAGACCUGGACGGCGGGCAAGACCCAAGAAAUAAAGGAGGAACACACGGGGGCACAGGUGUUUGCCGAUCCCUUCCAAAUAUGCCUGCUUCCCGGCAUGCUGAAACAGGGUCAAAGCCAGGCGCUGGUCGCCGAGAUCAUCCAGAAGGUGCAGUGGUCGCGCAAGCAGAUGGACCUGUAUGAGUUCUACCAGAGCACCGAUCUAUCCAAUAUGCCCACUUGCCGACUGCUGACCAACUUCCUGCAGGUACUUCGCAAGCAAGUGCGUCCCUGGCUGGAGAAGGUGACCAACCUUAAGCUGGAUUAUGUGUCUGCCUCCUGCAGCAUGUACACCUGCGGCGACUAUCUGCUCGUGCACGACGACCUGCUUAAAGAUCGGCAAGUGGCUUUUAUAUACUAUCUUUCGCCGUGGGAGGGAGCGGAGGAAUGGACGGAGGCGCAGGGCGGCUGCCUAGAGAUCUUUGGCAGCGACGACCAGUGCUUUCCACAGUUCCCGGUGCAGCGAAAGAUUGCCCCCAAAGACAACCAGUUCGCCUUUUUUAAGGUGGGCUCGCGCUCCUUCCAUCAGGUGGGUGAAGUGACCACUUUUGACUACCCGCGGCUCACCAUUAACGGCUGGUUCCACGGCGAAACUAACGAGGCCUUCGUGGCCGAUUCACUGCGCGCCUUUCCCCGCUUGAAUUACCUGCAGCCCGAUAGCCUGAACAAGCCACCGCUCGGCCUUUUUCUGAAUAACGUGUAUCUGAAGAGCGCCACACGCCGAAGCAUUCAAAAGCGGAUAGAGGAGAAUUCCGAGAUCUGCUUGUACGAGUUCUUCAAGCGGGAAAAGUUCGAACUGGCGCGGUCGCAGCUGCUAGCGGAUUCAGACACGCUGAAGUGGUGGAGGCAGGGUCCCGCCAACGCGCACAACUAUGAAGUUUUGGAUCUGACAACUGCCAGAGGCACUAUCCUUGAAUUGAUACAGUUGUUCCGCAGCCAUGCCAUGUUCGACUUGUUGCGAGAUUUUACCGAUCUGGAUUUGGCAGGAGCUGAAGCCGAGAGACCAACUUGCAGCGUGGAGUUGCAACGCUGGUCGCACGGCAACUACACAGUGCUGGGAGACGGUUUGGCCGGCGAGGAGAAUACUUUGGACCUGGUCUACUACCUGAACGCGGCAGAGGGAGCAGCGGUGAUCACAUACCUCUCACCCGACGCCGAAAUGCCAGCGGGGAAAACACCGAUGGACGGCAGACAAUCGGACUACGAAGGCGAGGAAGAGGACGAUUCCGUUCUGCUCACCAUAACGCCCGUAGACAAUGCCUUGAACAUAGUGUACCGGUGCGAGGGCACCACCAAGUUCACCAAAUACGUGUCGCGCAACACGCCCCUGGAGAAGGGCCCUGUUUUUGUUAUUUCCUGCAGUUACAAGGAGUAGGCUGUGAUCUUUAACCAUAAAAAGCGCACAAUUACUCUUCAAUAUUUACAUUCAUACCGUUUUAAUGUACAGCAAAUAAUUAACAUAAUAAAAUCUAACAAAAA